Messenger RNA from Cuscuta epithymum, 976 nucleotides. Lineage: Eukaryota; Viridiplantae; Streptophyta; Magnoliopsida; Solanales; Convolvulaceae. The record is from the annotation of a GenBank genome assembly.
UGCGUUCCAAACGUGCUUCUGUGCUUCUACGGGAUUUCGUUGCUCAUCAUAUUCGACACUUGAGCCCAUCUCUGUCUCGAUCCGCUUUAGUGUGUUCCUCAGGACAGGAGCCACGAUCUUACCGCGAUGCCAUGAAUGAUCCUGGCUGGCGUCAGGCUAUGCAGGAUGAAAUCUGUGCACUUGAAAAUAAUCAUACUUGGGUCUUGGAACCCCUUCCUCCCGAAAAGCGGGCUCUUGGGUGCAAAUGGGUACAUAAAAUCAAAUACCUUUCUGAUGGUUCUGUAGAACGUCUUAAAGCGCGAUUGGUCGUACUCUCCUCGCCGUCGCCGCCGCACGCAAUUGGGAAUUACAUCAGAUGGAUGUCCACAACGCAUUUCUACAUGGCGAUCUAGGUGAGGAGGUUUAUAUGAAACCACCUCCUGGUUUCUUCUCUUCUCGGCCCGGGGUGGUAUGUCGCUUGCAAAAAUCUUUAUACGGCCUUCGACAGGCACCCCGCUGUUGGCUUGCCAAGUUAGCUGCAGCUUUGAAAUCAUAUGGGUUUUCUCAGUCCUAUUCUGACUACUCAUUAUUUUCCCUACAACGCGGAUCAGUACAUUUGCAUGUCUUAAUUUAUGUGGAUGAUUUGAUUCUUGCUGGCAAUGAUUCUAGCGUUAUCGCUCAGUUUAAAUCCUACCUGCAUUCAUGUUUUCAUAUGAAGGAUUUGGGGAUGCUUAAAUAUUUUCUUGGCAUAGAGGUAGCUCGAAAUUCCGAGGGUCUUCUUCUUUGCCAGCGAAAAUAUACGCUGGAUAUUAUUACUAAAACUGGUCUUCUUGGUGCCAAGCCUGUUGAUUUUCCCAUGGAACAGAAUCAUGCUCUGGCUGCUUCCAUGAGUGACUUAUUAGCUGACCCUGACUCUUAUCGACACCUGGUUGGUCGGCUCAUUUAUCUCUCUUUUACUCGACCGGAUCUCGCCUAUGCGGUUCAUAUUUUAUCCCAG